Messenger RNA from Megalops cyprinoides (Indo-Pacific tarpon), 3645 nucleotides. RefSeq names its product kelch-like family member 32 (gene klhl32). The coding region runs from base 286 to 2148 and encodes 620 amino acids. Gene Ontology annotation, molecular function: protein binding. The transcript has 11 exons. The record is from RefSeq and is a predicted model, not a curated record. Lineage: Eukaryota; Metazoa; Chordata; Actinopteri; Elopiformes; Megalopidae.
UGGAUGUGACAAUUUUAGCGAUUACUAUGUAACCGUACGCUGCGCUGCUACACCGCUGUCACAAAGAGCGCAGCCUCUCCCGCGACCCUCCAGCUCUCACAUUCCUGCUAUCGUCUUCCUAAAUUUCGGAUGUACAAGUAACGAGAGCCGUUUUCUCUAUAACCAGGAAAGGAAAAAAAAACAACUCAGUUAGUACCGUAUGAGGCAGUUGCGCACCCUGAGGUCACCACAGCACCUAGGAAACGCAGCUGACGAGCCCCUCCCCCGGCAUCACCCCACAAGAGCAUGCCCUCGGAGCUUAGCCUCAGUGCUCAGGAUAUGCUGACAGGACAGCGGUUGUGUCAGUCCAAAUCUCACCAGGAUUCCGUUCUUUCUGCCCUCAACCAGCAGAGGAAAGAGGGCCUCCUCUGUGAUGUCAUUCUGGUUGCCGGGGAACAGAAAUUCCACGCCCACAAGGCUGUCCUGGCGGCUUGCAGUGAUUACUUCCGGGCCAUGUUCAGUCUGUGUAUGGUGGAGAGUGAAGCCGAGGAGGUGACCCUUCAGGGAGUAACCAGUGUGGGCCUGAAGCAAGCACUGGACUUUGCCUACACUGGGCAGAUCAUGCUGGAGCCAGGUGUGAUCCAGGAUGUCCUGUCAGCAGGAAGUCACCUGCAGCUGCUGGAGCUUCUUAGCCUCUGCUCACACUACCUCAUUCAGGAGCUGAACAGUUUUAAUUACCUUGACCUGUAUCGGCUGGCCGACCUGUUCCACCUGCCGGUGCUGGAGGGCGCAGUUGUGGACUUCCUGGUGGAGCACUUGUCUGAACUUCAGCACAGCCGCCAGGAGGAGGUGCUGCUGCUCCCCUACCGCCUGCUGAGGGAGGUUCUGAAGAGCGACCGUCUCACCUCCCUCAAUGAGGAGCAGAUCUGGCAGCUGGUGGUGCGCUGGCUGGAGCACGACUGCAGGUACCAGCGCAUGGACGACCUGCUGCAGUACGUGCGCUACGGCCUGAUGGACGCGGCGGCGCUGCACCGCGUGGCCAAGUGCCACCCGCUGGUGCAGGCGAGCGAGGCGGCCACGGCGCUCAUCAGCGAGGCGCUGGAGUACCACCGCGCCACCUUCGCCCAGCCGCUGCGGCAGACGCAGCGCACCAAGCCCCGCUUCCGCUCGCUCACGCUCUACAUCGCCGGCGGCCGCAAGCGCGAGGUGUGCCGAGUGCAGGAGCUGCGCUUCUUUAACCCCGUGGAGCAGGAGCACGUGCACAUCGCCGGCGUGUCCAACUGGAGCGAGCUGGCGCCCAUGCCCGCCGGCCGCAGCCACCACUGUGUGGCCGUCAUGGGCCACUUCCUGUUCGUGGCCGGUGGCGAGGUGGAGCACGCCACGGGCCGCACCUGCGCCGUGCGCACCGCCUGCCGCUACGACCCGCGCUCCAACCGCUGGACGGAGAUCGCGCCCAUGAAGGCCUGCCGGGAGCACUUCGUCCUGGGCGCGCUGGGCCAGUACCUCUACGCCGUGGGCGGCCGCAACGAGCUCAGGCAGGUGCUGCCCACCGUGGAGCGCUACUGCCCCAAGAGGAACAAGUGGACCUUCGUCCAGUCCUUCGACCGCUCCCUGUCCUGCCACGCUGGCUGUGUGGCUGACGGGCUGCUCUGGGUCUCAGGUGGAGUCACAAACACAGCCCAGUACCAGAACCGGCUGAUGGUGUAUGACCCUGUACAGAAUGAGUGGCUUUCUCGCUGUCCGAUGCUGCAGAGGAGAGUUUACCAUGUGAUGGCAGCCGUACGGAGACAGCUCUAUGUGCUGGGCGGUAAUGACCUGGACUACAACAACGAUCGAAUCCUGGUCCGGCACAUCGACUCGUACAACAUCGACUUAGACCAGUGGACGCGCUGUACCUUCAGCCUUCUCACAGGGCAGAACGAAUCGGGCGUGGCCGUCCACAGUGACAGAAUUUACGUUGUUGGUGGAUAUUCCAUCUGGACUAAUGAGCCUCUGGCAUGUAUUCAGGUUCUGGAUGUUAGCACAGAGGGGAAGGAGGAAGUCUUCUACGGCCCAACGCUCCCGUUCGCUUCCAACGGAAUCGCAGCAUGUUUUCUGCCUGCCCCAUACUUCACCUGCCCCAACCUACAGACACUGCAAGUUCCCCAUCACAGGAUUGGAGCUGUGUAACAGCCAAACAGACAUUUGUUUUCUCUCUCCCUCUGUCUCUCUCACAUGCUUAUACACAGUCUCAAGGCCCAGAAUUUGCUGUGCCUGAGUAUCACAUCCUAAAGAGAACUACAUCUCCCAGGAGGCAUCAGGGCUGAGCCUGAGCAGACGAGGAUGGACACUGGCAGGAUGCCCGCAAACUCUCCACAUUCACGUCACUGGGGGGGAGGGGGCUGGACCUGGGGUCAGGGCCCCCGGGCCCUGACGGUAUGAAUGAUGUUUACAUGGCCAUCCUGACAUGACAACAUGACUACAACACAACAGCCGAGAGCAAGGAGCAGAGCUCAGAACAAGGGCUACAUGAGUGUGCACCAGAGUCUUCAACAGCAUCAUAGAGGGUUACAAGGGGUUACAAAGACAUUUCUGUGUAGAGUGGGGCAAUGACAGGAGGCUGCUUAUUUGUGCCACUCAGUUCCCCACUCACCUGCCAGGCAUCCCACUCUGACCAGGAGAAGCUGUGGUUUUCCAGGACCCCAAUCCAUGCCGAGCUGCUUGUUAAAGCUGGAGGGUGAUGUCACAAUCUAUUGACUUCACAAGUGACCUAACACUAACAAGUGCAACCUGAGAUUGCGGACCCUCUCCUCUUUGACUCCUCUAGUGGUGAAACGCUGUUACUGCACCCCUCUGAUGUGGAUGGAGCCAAGUGCAAUUACCUUGUGGCGAGGUGAAAGAAUGCGCCUCCUGGCUGAGACUGUGACUGAAGAUGUUGACCUCUGGCUCAUGGUGGGUCUGCCAUGUCACCACUAUCCCACUGUGCUCUUUACCUCAGCAUAGCCCUGGCUGUGUUAGCAUUUACAUCAACUUUCUGGCCAGGAUCGCUCUCUGCAGCUCCUCUUUCAAUCAGAUGCUCAAUAUGGCCAGAACAGGCAGGAUGGAAGUUGCCAUGUUUUUUUUGUGGUGCAAAGAAACAAAUUUCUGUGUUUCUGCAAGAAACUUUCACUUCAAGCUGCACUCAAAUGCAAAUUAUGUGAUGUUGCCCCCUGCUUAACUAGAUAAUAACUAUUCUCAAGUAUGGCAGCAAAGUGCAAUAGACAAUAGAGACAAUAGCGUAAUCAUUUUUCCCCUCAGCCUCCAUAUUUUUUUGUUUUUCAUUUCAAAAAAUGAAAAUCAUUAUCACUUUUCUGUCUGGCUGUAUUGACAGCUUUCAUGUAGGAGUGGAAUGAGGGACAGUUUACCAAGAGGAAAUCAAUGAAAAAAUCCAGGUUGGGGUGAACCUAUGGAAAUUCAACAUAAACACGGAAUGGCAAACAGCCAUUCUGAGUAGCAGACGUGGUACAGGACCAGGCUUGUCUGGAUGUUGCCAGUGAGAACACAGCGUAAGAGUCUCCAGUACAUUUGCUCAUCUUUCCGUUCCCAGCGACUGUAUGGACAUGUGCCGGUCUGAGCUUGCUGUCUGUGGCCUGAAUGCGCAGAAGGCUCUAAUCUGAAUAUGAAGGAGGACUUUACUGACUGUGAUGA